AUGGCUCUUAGCGGUAUUGAACUUCUUGUGAUGCAAUGGGACGGCGAAAAUCUCAAGGAAAAUUGGCGACGUUUUAAACAACAUGUCGAAUUAAUGUUCUCUGGACCGCUGAGAUCAAAAAACGAAGCGGAGAAAUGCAGCUACCUACUCAUCUGGGUAGGGCAAAAAGGGAGGGAUAUAUACAACACAUGGUCGAAUAUCUCAGAAACAAACAGAGGUAAAUUAAAAACAUAUUAUGAUCGAUUCGAAAAGCAUGUCAAUCCGAAAGCAAACCCCGUCUUUGCCAGAUAUAAGUUUCAUAACAAAAUACAAGGCCCCACCGAGCCAGUAGAGGAAUUCACAACAGAGUUACAACUCCUAGUCCAAGAUUGUGAGUUCCACGACCAAAAUGAAAUGGUUAGAGACCGAAUUGUGUUUGGGACAAAUUCAAACAAAGUGAGGGAAAAACUUAUAAUGGAAGGGGCAGAACUCACGCUAGAAAAAGCUAUACAAAUCGCAAGAACCUAUGAAAAAACCCAAGCCCAACUCAAAAGCAUGUCUCCUGAAAACAAGGAAGAAAGCAUUCACUUAGUCAGACAGCAAAACCAAGGCAGUCAAUCUCAAAGAUCGAGACAAUCACUUGACCAAAAGUACCCCCAGCAAUCACUUGAACAAAAGUACCCCCAGCAAAUAAGCCAGUGUGGGAACUGUGGGAGAAAGCACUACAGAUCAGAGAAAUGUCCAGCAAAAGGGCAAACCUGUUACCUAUGCAACAAGCCCAACCAUUUUGCACAAGUAUGUCGAUCAAAAGGGAGGCGGAGCCAAAUACACCCUAUCGAGAAGGUAGAAUGUGACCCCUCAAUGACCCAAUUUGAAACUCUAACUUUUGAAUCAAUUACUGUAGCUAAUGUUAACCACCAAAAUUUGAAGGCAGACGAAGUGUUUGCAGAGGUGGGCAUCCACCUAGAUCCAAAGCCCAAAGCAACAGUCAAGGCUUCCUUACAAACACACGCAAAGGCAUCACUGAAAGCCAAAGUCGAUACUGGUGCCCAAGGGAAUAUACUCCCCCUAAGAUUAUACCGGACGAUGUACCCCUGCAAAAUUGAUCUGAAGGGCAACCCCAAGAAAGGAGCUACAAAACAUUCUAAUACUAUCCUCACAGCAUAUGGGGGAUCCAAGUUACACCACUAUGGCACCGUCACCAUUGAUUGCGAAUUCAAAGGCAAAAGAUCUGCUGCACAGUUCUAUGUCACAGACACACAAGGCCCUGCUAUCAUUGGCCUACCAACGUUGAUUGACCUCAACCUUGUGAAAUUCAAUUGUGCCAUACUCAAACAAGUAUUACACAGCAACACACUAUGGUCCACCACAAGAACCCCUGAGCAACCACCACUAACCACCAGAACCCCCGAACGACCACCAAUACCCAAACCAAUAAAGAGCAAAGAAGAUUUGAUAGAUCAAUACCCAAACUGUUUUAAUGGCAUAGGAAAAUUCGAAGGAGAAUACCACAUAACCACCGACCCAUCAGUCCCACCUGUUAUCCACCCUCCGCGACGAGUUCCAAUCAGUCUGAAAGAUGACAUUAAGAAAGAACUAGACGAGAUGGUUGCAAAUGGUAUCAUAACUAAAAUAAACGAAGGAGAGCCCACAAGAUGGGUAAACAGUCUUGUCUACAAAAGGAAACAGAAUGGACGAUUGCGUUUAUGCCUAGACCCCAAAGACCUAAACACAGCUAUCUUAAGAGAACAUCACGCCAUUCCUACCUUGGAAGAAAUUUUACCAAAAUUACACAAAGCAAAGUUCUUCUCAAUAGUCGAUGCAAAGUGUGGCUAUUGGAAUGUGGUACUUGAUGAAGAAUCAAGCUAUUUAGCUACCUUUAACUCCCCAUUUGGCAGGUACCGUUUCAAGCGUAUGCCCUUUGGGCUGAACAUGUCACAAGACAUCUUCCAAGCAAAGAUCGACCAAACAUUCGAAGGAUGUAGAGGCGUUGUGGGUAUCGCAGAUGAUAUUGUUAUCUCUGGCACAACAGAAGAAGAACACGACCAAAAUCUACGAAGCAUGAUGAGCCGGUGCCAAGACACAGGUCUGAGACUAAACCCUGACAAAUGCCACAUAAAGCAAGAGAAAAUAAAGUUUUAUGGGCUUAUCUGCGGUCCAGAAGGAAUUCAACCAGACCCUGACAAAGUGUCCGCCCUGAAGCAAAUGGCCCCACCGACCAACAGCAAAGAACUACAGACAUUCUUGGGUCUGGCCACCUAUAUGGCACCAUUCAUCCCGAAUCUCAGUCACCACACUGCCUCACUGCAACAGCUACUCAAGAAGGAGAGCAAGUUUGCCUGGGACGCAAGCCAACAGGAUGUGUUUGACAGGAUCAAGAAUUUAAUUUCUGAAGAAGUUACACUAACAUACUUCGACCCAGAGAAAGAGACAGUACUGCAAGUUGACGCAUCAACAAAACGCCUGGGAGCUACACUCUUGCAAGAAGACAAGCCAGUCGCCUUUGCCA
This is a messenger RNA of Paramuricea clavata, 2488 nucleotides long. The record is from the annotation of a GenBank genome assembly. NCBI's taxonomy places the organism in Eukaryota, Metazoa, Cnidaria, Anthozoa, Malacalcyonacea, Plexauridae.